AUGCACGUUCGUUAUGGUAGAAGAAAAGGACGCAUUGCUAUAAUCAUAAUUGUUGGGAUUACCAUCUUAACAGUUUACAUAAGCUACAAGAGUGGAGCCAAUCUUAAAAGAUAUGGCAACGAAAACGACGGAAAUACCGGCACUGGAGACAUAUUCACAAGAGGAGAGAUGAUUGCCACGGUAGGUGUGGAAGCAUGCAAAGCCAGCCCUCACAACAAUGAAGCAGCUGAGUUUGACAUGUUAACCGUCUACCGUGAACAAGUGGCUCAGCAGGGGAUCAUGUUUAACAGAACCAAUCAAGGCAGGCGGCAUCCAUCCACACAUAAAUUAAAAGUAUUUGUGCUACCCUUCACACACGCUGAUCCAGGAUGGCUACAAACCUUUAAUUCCUACUUAAAAGAAACGGAUGCUAUCCUAGACAACAUGCAUAACUUCAUGACCUCUCAUGCAAACAUGACAUUUAUGUGGGCAGAGCUAGCUUUCUUCGAAAGGUGGUGGGGGAAGCAGAGCCUCGAAGUACGCGAAAAUGUUCGCAGAUUAGUGCAGUCUGGCCGAUUAGAGAUUGCGUCUGGCUCGUGGGUGAUGACCGAUGAGGCCAAUGUCUAUUAUCCCAUUACGGUUGAUACUAUCAUCGAAGGACACCAGUUUCUUAAAGAGGAACUUGGCGGUGUCAAACCUUCGGUCGUCUGGUCAAACGAUCCCUUCGGGUACAGUAAUUCUAUACAGUACGUUUUCGCUCAAGCAGGCUUGAAGCGUGCCGUGAUCAAUAGGAUACACCGUGGCAUCAAACGGUAUUUGCAAAGUGAGAGAGCCAUACCAUUUAGAUGGCGUCAGUACUUUGAUGUAGAAGGCGAGUCUGAUAUGCUCACACAUGUUCUACCAUAUGCACACUACGAUAUUCUCAACUCUUGCGGUCCAAGUUCUUCGAUAUGCUGUGAAUUUGAUUUUAAAAGAAUGACGCAUUGGUCGUGUCCGGAAUCGAAACCAAAACCUAUUGAUGCGUCCAAUGUAGCAACACAGGCUGAAAAGUUAGUUUCACAACUACAAAAAAUGGCGCUGAUGUAUGAGACGAACGUUCUGCUGAUGGUACACGGAGACGAUUUUCGGUAUAAUAUGAUACAGGAGUGGCACCAACAGCACGAUAACCUUUUACCACUUUUUGAAGAAAUCAACAAAGGCAACCUUGCUGAGAUUCGUUUCGGCACGUUUUCGGACUAUUUCAAAGAGCUGGAGAAGUGGUACAAAGAAAAUGGAAAACAGCCUGUGACGCUAUCAGGCGACUUCUUCCCAUACAAAUGCUUUCUGGGCGACGUUUGGACUGGAUACUUUACCACACGACCUUUCGUCAAAAGACAGGAACGAUCACUACAUAACAUUGUACGUGCUGCUGACUUAAUCUCUGCCCAAGCAUGGCACAGCAUGGACGAGCAGUCGAGAGCGGAGGUUAUCAGCGAACUGCAGGAAGCGCGCAGAAUUCUCAGUCUGAUACAACAUCACGAUGCGAUCACAGGAACGAGCAGGAAGCAUGUAAUGCAAGACUAUUUGUUUCUGCUCCAUAACGCUAGUAGUCUAGCUCGAAGGGCAUUUGAGGUUUCCUCCAGCGCUCUCUCCCGCAGUGAAGUACAUACGUUGGAAUACUCGGACAACAACAACGAAACGGAAUCUUUGGAGGUUCUCGAAGUUGCAAAACUUGGCCGCAUCGUAGUGAACGCAUACAACUCACUGCCAUACGAUAUUGAAGACGUUGUUUCUCUCCGUGUUGACACGGCAAACGUAGCGGUCAGCAUUAACGGCGGUGAAGUAAAAGCACAAAUUGAGCCCUAUAUUCAUCAAGGAACGAUACCACAACAUUCUUUCCUUCUGGCUUUCCGGUGUCACUUCCAAGCCCUUUCCACAAACUCCUUCAUUCUAUCCAAAACCGACUCACCAAGGUUGACAAACAUAGCGAGCGUGUUGGUGCACAAGGAUGCCAAAGGAUUGCUCCUAUUUCCGAGCAUAUUCAAACCAAAAAACAUCACUUCGCAGGAUUUCUUUCUAGAGAACGAGGAGCUCAUAACGUCGCACGACAACGAAACGGGACAACUAAGUCAUAUCACAACUGCGGCAGUUGGGCGCACUGCUGUAUCGACACAAUUUUAUAAGUACGAGAACGCUAAUGGAGGGGCGUAUCUGAUGAAAGUUAACGGUCCGCCUACGCCACUAAAAAGCAAUUCUAGUUUACGUUUUAUCAGCAAAGGUUCUAUCCAAGAAUCCGCUCAUUUGUUCUUCACCAAAAUUUACCAAAAAAUCACCGUGAAGAACGUUAGGGGUUCUCUUAGCAAGCAGGUUCAUUUCUCUCUACGGGUAGAUAUAACAGAAGCCAUGAACACAGAACUGUUGCUGAGAAUAGAAACAAACUUGCGCGAUGAAAGAUUUUACACAGACAGUGCUGGUAUGCAGCUUUUGCGGCGACAGCGUCAUGAAGCACUUAGCGACGCUGAAAAUUUUUACCCCAUGCCAAGUGCAGCUAUAUUGGAAUGCAAUCUGAAGCGGAUAACUGUAGUUAGCAACCUGCCUCAUGGAGUUUCACCCGUACCAGCCGUACAUGGAAUGGACAUUGUUUUGGAUCGCAUGUUAAAUCAAGAUGACGGCAAAGGACUCGGGAGCGACCCUGACGGGCUGCCGACCGAUAUUCUCCCUGUUGAAAUGCGAUUCUCCAUUCUUCUGGAGGGGAUCAUUAAAGCAGCGACGGAUACGUAUAGUACUUAUCACACUCCUGCUGGACAUCUAGCCGUUCAGAAUGUUCUCUACCCUCCCGUUUUGACAGCAAGUUCUGAGAAGAUCCCUCCACUUCAAGCACAAGCUGCUCUUCCUUGCAAUCUUCAACUGCUUACGAACCGUGUAGUGUCGAAGGGACAAAUGUUACUGACUAUUUUCAACGGCGGAAUCAUUUGUCGCACGAAUACCACCACCACAUGCACUGGUCAGCUACGGGGGCUCACUUCCUAUCUCCGUGCAUUGGGUGUUGUCAAAGUGCAGGAGACAGAUCUAGUUGGAACUCCAAAAGCAGAAGAGAUGUCACUGAAGAAUUAUGUACCUCAUAUCCCUCCGUACAAAUUCCUCUCUCUGCUUUUAAGUUUCUCCUAA
This is a messenger RNA of Cylicocyclus nassatus, 3126 nucleotides long. Lineage: Eukaryota; Metazoa; Nematoda; Chromadorea; Rhabditida; Strongylidae. The record is from the annotation of a GenBank genome assembly.